Bombyx mandarina (wild silkworm) is the source of this 1204-nucleotide messenger RNA. RefSeq lists its product as uncharacterized. The record is from RefSeq and is a predicted model, not a curated record. Gene Ontology annotation, biological process: multicellular organism development; chorion-containing eggshell formation. NCBI's taxonomy places the organism in Eukaryota, Metazoa, Arthropoda, Insecta, Lepidoptera, Bombycidae. Gene Ontology annotation, molecular function: structural constituent of egg chorion. Gene Ontology annotation, cellular component: egg chorion.
AUGUGUCACAUAAAUUUAGCACAGUCUAUUGGCAAUGGUUUAAGCACCGGAGAUGUGGCCAUCAGCAAUGGUGAUACAACUGGUUUUUUGUUAAAUUCAAAUCAAAUUGGUGGAAACGUACCUACGAUUAAUAACAUGGACAACCUGGGACUCGGAAGUGGACUUCUAUCAUUUCAGAACAGCGCUCCGGAACCAUUGACCGAUCCAAAUAAUAUUAGCGAUUUGAAUAGAUCUUCUAGAGGAACGCUUUUCGGUGGAAUCGGCAACCAAUUUCCAUUUCAGUCCAGUUUCAUGAACAGUCCGGCAAAUCAAAUUUCUAACAGUAUAUCAGGCUUCAAAGGAUUCCCUAACAGCUUUGGAACUGGUACGGCGGUAUCAGGAUUCUCGAAUUGCUUAAGUAACGGCCUGACUAAUAGAGCAGCUAUUGAUGGAAACAUCAGAUCAGUGAGAGGUGCGGGCAUCGAUAAUUUGAUUAAUCAAGCAGGAUUAAUCGGAAAUCCAUUUACAGGAACUGCUGGAACUUUUGGAAAUACCGUAGCGAAUCCAGCUUUUUUAACGAACCCAUUACCGUCUGCUCCCACUGGUAAUUCGAAUAUUAUUCUUAACAAUCCCGGGUUCUCGACGACUUCAUUAGACUUGUCGAAUCAGAAUGCUUUUAAUGGAAUAGCGAAUAGUGUAACAGCGGCGUCUUUAAACAACAUGAUUAACCCGGCAAAUAGCUUAACGGUCGGUCCACUAGCAAAUUCCAACUCAGUAAACAACGCUUUCGCUGGAACAAACUUACCUAAUUAUAGCAACCUUGACUUAGCUAAUCACAAGAAAACGCUAGCUACUUUGACUGGCCUAAAUCCGUCUAACCUGGGUACCGUUUCGAAAUUAGCUGUAACUAGUAGCACAGCUCUAUCGCCGACUGGACUGUCGAUAUUAGCUGAAAAUUUAAUGAUGGACGGCAGUGUUUCGGUAACUGGAAAGAUGCCGUUCGUUGGAACGGUGAAUGUUGAGGGUACCAUACCUGACAACGGCAUUGGCACUGUCUUGUACGAGUGUGGCACCGGCAAUGUUGGCAUAAUUAGCGAUGACCGCGGUCUGAUCGGGCAAAAUAACUUUGGCGCGGGCAGACCAUUCAACAAUGGUGUCGGUGGCAAUCUACUCGGCUUCAAUAACAGAGGAUUUGCGAGAAAUAAUUAAUUUAUGUUUUAGUUUA